UAGUAAACUAGUUGUCUUAUUCAGGUGGCAUUGACUUGUGCUUUUUGUUUGUUGACAAGUUUGCAUUCACUUGUUAGUUCUGUCGUAUUUAUUAAUAAAUCCUGAUUACUUUAUUUAUUUUCGUCUAUUACCUGUAAAUAAAAUGGAUGGGAUAGAAGUUCCGCCUGUCCCAAAGCGUGUAAUCGAAAGAGAAAAGCCAGUUGAACGACACACUGAAGAAAAAAUUUCAGAAGGACAUGAACCAACUUUCCCAAUUACGCGGAAAGGAGUCCUCACUUCUCUUGUCACUGGAAAGGCAAUGGAAAUUCCGGAAAAGGAUUUGUUUGGACGUUGCCGUUUUGUAUCAGAAUUCGAAAAACUGAACAGGAUUGGAGAGGGCACUUAUGGAAUCGUGUAUCGUGCCAAGGAUACGACCACAGACAAGAUAGUUGCGCUGAAGAAGGUUCGGAUGGUGCAUGAAGUGGAUGGAAUGCCGUUGAGUGGUCUACGAGAGAUAUCAGUAUUAUUGAGGUGUAAUCAUGAGAAUAUUGUACAACUCAAAGAAGUUGUCGUUGGAAAAAGCCUUGAAAGCAUUUUCCUCGCGAUGGAAUACUGCGAGCAAGAUUUAGCCAGUCUAUUGGACAACAUGCAGAAUCCAUUUUCUGAAUCGCAAGUUAAAUGUAUCAUGCUGCAAGUACUGAAAGGUCUGAAGUAUUUGCAUCAAAACUUUAUUGUUCACCGUGAUCUCAAAGUAUCCAACCUUCUCAUGACUGACAAGGGCUGCGUAAAAAUAGCUGAUUUUGGCUUGGCUCGUUGGUUUUCACUGCCAGUGAGACCUAUGACACCGAAAGUUGUGACGUUAUGGUACCGUGCGCCUGAACUUCUCUUGCAAGCCAGAACUCAGACAACAUCGGUCGAUAUGUGGGCUGCUGGAUGUAUACUCGGCGAACUAUUAGGCCACCAGCCGCUGCUGCCGGGCACGUCGGAGAUCGCGCAGCUGGAGCAGAUCGUGGACCUGCUCGGCACUCCGUCGGACGCCAUCUGGCCGGAGUACUCGUCACUGCCGGCCCUCGCCAACUUCAGCCUCAAGGCGCAGCCCUACAACAACCUCAAGCAGAAGUUCCCCUGGUUGUCGCCGGCCGGCCUUCGCCUGCUCAACUUCCUCUUCAUGUACGAUCCCAAGAAGCGCGCCACCGCCGAGGAGUGUCUGCAGAGCUCCUACUUCAAAGAGCAGCCGUUACCUUGUGAUCCGAAGAUGAUGCCUAGCUUUCCGCAGCAUCGCAACCUGAAAGCUGGCAACAAGGCCAAUCCAAAUCAAAGUGGUGGUGGUGGUGGUACUAGUCAAGGAGGUGCUACAGACACAGGCGUCAUGGACCAAACUAUGAAUUUGCCUACAAUUUCCGAUCUGCUUGGUUCGUUGGUGAAAAAACGAAGGAUGGAUUAAUCAAUUCAUGGAAACAGCAUUCCUGUUUUUAAAGUAAUGUUUUUGUAAAUUUUCUUUUAAUACGAUACAAUAAAGUGUGUGAAAUAUCUACUUUUAUACGUGAUUUUCUUGAAUAAUAUAUCAUAUUAGACCAGUAUAGUUUUAUUUUUCAUCAUCAGAUGAGGUAAAUAAUUGUUGUCUUAACGACACAUUUCAGUUGUUUGAGGAUUUAAAUUUAUUUCUUAUGCAUAUCCAGCUUACAACGUUCAACUAGUAGAAUUUAUUUCAUAGUCAUCCUUGUGGCCCUUCUAAAGCUUUAUUCAAUAUUGAUGUUGAUUCAGUUUAUCUACAUUUUAUCUCAUUCAAUGUUAACUUUGUUUCCAUUAGUUUCAACAACCCAUCAAGUUUACAAAUCUUGGGAGUUUUUUUUAUCUGAAUCAUAAGAAUAUGUGUUUUAAAUUCAAAUCUAUUAUUCUCAUCAUAUGUCGGCAUUCUCAUAGCGUAAUGUAACUUCUCCACUCUCCAUUUACCCCUAGGCAGAUUCACACGCAUCAGCAUCAAAUUCAGUGAAAUUACAAUUUCCACGAGUCAUAAUGGGACUAUUUCCACUUAGCCCUGGCCGAGCGAAUAUGGAUAGUCCAAUUAGAACUUAUAUAGUGUGGUCCACCUUAUAAUGGCAGUGGAUGAAGAUAGAAUAGCGAUGCCGAUUUUCUGCAUCAAUUAAUUAUACUGUCAAAAAACAUAAUUGUCAUCGUUGUGGACCUAGAAAAGGAUAGUACCACCGGCUUUGUCAAAUGAUAGACAAGGAUAGCAAAACCAAAGUUGAUCAAAUACUGUCAUUAUAACGUGGACCUCACUAUAGGAAUAAUAUUCUCACUGUACCGGAUACUUUCACUGAUACUGAUGUGUGGGAAUCCGCCUUUAUAUCCGUCACCCGCAUCUCUUUUCCAGUCUUACACACAAAUGAUUUGCCUCCACCCCAAAGUCAAAACUAUUAAUGCAUGCCAAUAUUUCGUGUCACAAAGUAAAUUAAUUUACAUUUAGUGGUAUGAAAUAUUAUUCAAGGGUUGUUUUUUACAGUUUUAAUUUUCAAUAUGUAUCAAUAGUUCACAUAAAAGGUUCCUAAUACUUUGUGAUGGAUUUUGUUAUUUUCUUAAGGUACAUAUAUAGAAUUGACUUCCAUAUUAAUAACAUUGAAAUUUCAAUACUACUGUAUACAGCACUCAAAUAAUAUUUCUAGUCUAAAUAACAUUUCUAUAAAAUUCAGAAUUAGAAAAAUUAUUCUAUAUACUUUUUUUUUAAAUUCUCAAUAUCCAAUAAACUCAUUCGAAAAAUUGUAAUUAGUAUUCAACAGUUCUAAGAAGUCUAUAACAAUUAUUAAAAUAUUACAGUGUACAAAAGAAAUGCUAUUGAAAUGGCAGUUUAGCAAUUAUGAGUAACCUACAAACUAGUUUCAAUAGUCUAAGUAGUAUCACAUGAAAUUUUCAAAUUACUGUUGAGAAUGAAUGAAUUUAGAAACAGAUUAUGAAAAAAUCUCUUGACACCGAUCGCGUUUAAAAGUUUCUUUCAAUUAUAAUGAAUGUACUAAUCAACCCAAUUUAUCAAUUUACAAUUAUUAUGAUACUGUGAAAUAAAUCAGUAUAAAUUAUUGGAAAGCACAUGAAUUCUAUCGAUAAAAUAGUCAAUUUCUCAAGAUUGGAUGGCUCAAAAAUACAGAAAAUAAUUUUGAGUUUCCUAAGUAAGGCCGGCCACUCAAGUGUGUCGAACAUGUGUGAACACGUUCGACAGACAAGUUGUGUCAUCAACGAAAGGCUUUGAACAACAUUUUUUGGGUGCGUUUUUGUUUAUGUAUCUUGAUUUUUUGUUUAUUUUUUCUUCGCUGCUCUAUUUGAGGGCAAAUUUGGUUAAUGAGGUUAUUUUUGAGUGGCUUAUUUAUUUUUAUUGGUUUACUUUGUGUUAGAGGCUGUUGUCAAACCUUUUUUACGUUCGAAGCCAUUCGCGUAAAUGUAUUUUCAAAUACAUAUCCGUUCACACAUGUUCGACACACGUGGCCGGCCUUGGAUAAAACAUUUUUUUCAACUAUACAUUUUUAA
Messenger RNA from Nilaparvata lugens (brown planthopper), 3495 nucleotides. Its product is annotated as cyclin-dependent kinase 10-like. Gene Ontology annotation, molecular function: cyclin-dependent protein serine/threonine kinase activity; ATP binding. The record is from RefSeq and is a predicted model, not a curated record. The transcript has 9 exons. Gene Ontology annotation, cellular component: nucleus. Gene Ontology annotation, biological process: protein phosphorylation; regulation of mitotic cell cycle. NCBI's taxonomy places the organism in Eukaryota, Metazoa, Arthropoda, Insecta, Hemiptera, Delphacidae. Bases 143 to 1423 code for a protein of 426 amino acids.